Molecule: messenger RNA, 1553 nt
Organism: Punica granatum (pomegranate)
Lineage: Eukaryota; Viridiplantae; Streptophyta; Magnoliopsida; Myrtales; Lythraceae
Source: RefSeq, a predicted model, not a curated record
CAGCAAAGAUGGAAAUCUCUGCUAGUCCGCCACUCUAUAAAUAGCAGUGAGCGAACUGGGCUCACGGGUCUGCGGAGAAGAGAAGACAUCGCUAAGACAGAUUCUCUCCUCUCCUUUUCUCGUGUGCUGAUCCAAACUUGUCCCAAAAACCCAGAAGAAUGGGAAGCGCUGGUGGUGAGAGCAUCUAUGGUGAGUACACCUACGCACAGCUCGAGAGGGAGCCUUACUGGCCUUCAGAGAAGCUCCGCAUCUCCAUCACUGGUGCUGGAGGCUUCAUUGGGUCCCAUAUCGCCCGUAGACUCAAGAGUGAGGGCCACUACAUCAUUGCCUCGGACUGGAAGAAGAAUGAGCACAUGACAGAGGACAUGUUCUGCCAUGAGUUCCACCUCGUGGACCUUAGGGUUAUGGAUAACUGCCUGAAGGUCACCUCUGGCGUCGACCACGUGUUCAACCUUGCAGCUGACAUGGGAGGCAUGGGAUUCAUUCAGUCGAACCACUCUGUUAUCUUCUAUAACAACACGAUGAUCAGCUUCAACAUGCUCGAGGCUGCUAGGAUCAAUGGUGUCAAGAGGUUCUUCUAUGCUUCAAGUGCUUGCAUUUACCCUGAAUUCAAGCAGUUGGAGACCAAUGUUAGCCUGAAGGAGUCCGACGCAUGGCCUGCAGAGCCUCAAGAUGCUUAUGGGUUGGAGAAGCUCGCGACUGAGGAGCUGUGCAAGCACUACACGAAGGACUUUGGGAUUGAGUGCCGUAUUGGACGGUUCCACAACAUCUACGGACCCUUCGGUACAUGGAAGGGUGGCAGGGAGAAGGCCCCGGCUGCUUUCUGCAGAAAAGCCAUCACUUCGACCGAUAAGUUCGAGAUGUGGGGCGAUGGGCUGCAAACCCGUUCGUUCACUUUCAUUGAUGAAUGUGUUGAGGGUGUCCUCAGACUGACAAAAUCCGACUUCAGAGAGCCGGUGAAUAUUGGAAGUGAUGAGAUGGUCAGCAUGAACGGGAUGGCUGAGAUAGUCCUGAGCUUUGAGGACAAGAACCUUCCUAUCCACCACAUUCCUGGUCCAGAAGGUGUGCGUGGUCGGAAUUCUGACAACACCCUCAUCAAGGAGAAGCUUGGAUGGGCCCCCUCAAUGAAAUUGAGGGAUGGGCUGAGGUUCACCUACUUCUGGAUAAAGGAGCAGAUCGAGAAGGAGAAGGCUGAGGGCUUCGAUCUCUCAGUCUAUGGGUCAUCCAAGGUGGUGGGCACUCAAGCGCCUGUUCAGCUCGGUUCCCUCCGUGCUGCUGAUGGCAAGGAAAAGCUAUGAUAACUCGAACCAGAAGAUUUUGAGGAUCACUAGUUUGUGCCUUUGAAGAAUUUGGCUUUUGUUGUACCAUUAGCAGGUGGUUUUGAAGAUGCUACAUUGAUCGAGUUCUUUUGCACCCUCCAUUGAUGUGGCUGUACUGUUUCUUUCAUGUUGUUCGAUCUCUCCGGGUGUAGCUUUCUUUCCCAUUAUAUGCUGAAUCGCAUUGUAAUAACAGAAGAUCGAUGACUAUGAAUAAAGACGAUUCUGUUUUUCUCA